GACGCGGGCACACGGCGCUGCAGGAGCGGAGCCAGAGGUGCGGACACUGGGAGCCUCGGCGCGCACUUCCAGGGGUGGGGAGGGGGAGGAGAGCCCAUCCCGGGCACGGCAGCUACGCCCUCCUCCCGCUGAGGAUAAAACACAGUCUGUGCAAAGAAAACAAAAAAAACAAAAAAAAACCAACAAAAAAAAAAACAAAACAAAAAAAAAAGCAACAACUUCUCUCCAUACAGUCUGUCUCACAACAAUCUAUGUAGAGCUGCAGGACGGGAAUGAGAGAUCCCGGACCAAGUGCACCCGUCUGCGCCUAAAGAUAGAGACAGCCACAGAGCCGGGUUCAGCCAACGCCUCCAGCAGGAAAAGGGAAAUCAACAACACCCCCUGACAGUCUGAGCGAGCGGCAGCCAAACUCAUGCACAUCUCUGGCGGUGCCACGGACUGAAAGAGAGAGAGACAGACAGACAGACACAGAGUUCACUCUUCCGCUGAGGGCAUUGCUCGCAUUCUUCUCCUCCUCUCGUACCGUGUGCGGUUUUAAACUUCGCCGCCGACCGGCUUUUCUGCGGGAGUCUUCUGCGAGUUCUGGGGAAGUUUGUUUGUUGUUUUGGGUUUUUUUUCCAUGAACUAUUGAAACGGCAUUUUUGUCGCUAAGCGAGGGGGUGGGCGCCUGAGCGCAGAGGCUACACAGACUUCCCUGCCCCCAUCGCCAUCCAAAACUUUGCGCUCCGGGAGCCCGCGGGGGCUGCCCGCCUCUCCGGCACCGGCACCACCAGCAUCAGCACCGCCGCCGAGCCCGCACCGGCCCGCUCCUUCUCCUUCUCCUCCUCGCCGGGGCAGCGCUGGGCUUCGCUCCUUUGUGCUUCGCCGCCCUCCCCGAUUUCUUUAAUUGCUCUCACUGGCGCGCCGCUGCCGCCUUCUUCCCGGAGGCGGCGGGGGUCUGCGAUUUGGCUGGUGCCUUCCGCAAAGCUGCAGCCACCGCUAAAGCAUUGGAUCCCUCAACGUACUGCGAGAGCCCGGUGUACAGCCCGGACCUGUGCCCCAACAUGAUCGCCGCGCAGGCCAAGCUGGUCUACCAGCUCAACAAAUACUACACGGAGCGCUGCCAGGCGCGCAAGGCGGCCAUCGCCAAGACCAUCCGGGAGGUGUGCAAGGUCGUGUCGGACGUGCUGAAGGAGGUGGAGGUGCAGGAGCCGCGCUUCAUCAGCUCCCUAAGCGAGAUCGACGCCCGCUACGAGGGGCUGGAGGUGAUCUCGCCCACCGAGUUCGAGGUGGUGCUCUACCUCAACCAGAUGGGCGUCUUCAACUUCGUGGACGACGGCUCCCUGCCGGGCUGCGCCGUGCUCAAGCUGAGCGACGGCCGCAAGCGCAGCAUGUCCCUCUGGGUGGAGUUCAUCACCGCCUCGGGCUACCUGUCCGCCCGUAAGAUCCGCUCCCGCUUCCAGACGCUGGUGGCUCAGGCCGUGGACAAGUGCAGCUACCGGGACGUGGUGAAGAUGAUCGCGGACACGAGCGAGGUGAAGCUCCGCAUCCGGGAGCGGUACGUGGUGCAGAUUACGCCCGCCUUCAAGUGCACCGGGAUCUGGCCGCGCAGCGCGGCGCAGUGGCCCAUGCCCCACAUCCCCUGGCCCGGCCCCAACCGGGUGGCGGAGGUGAAGGCGGAGGGCUUCAACUUGCUCUCCAAGGAGUGCUACUCGCUGACGGGCAAACAGAGCUCGGCCGAGAGCGACGCGUGGGUGCUGCAGUUCGGCGAGGCCGAGAACCGGCUGCUGAUGGGCGGCUGCCGGAACAAGUGCCUGUCGGUGCUGAAGACGCUGCGCGACCGGCACCUGGAGCUGCCCGGGCAGCCCCUCAAUAACUACCACAUGAAGACGCUGCUGCUGUACGAGUGCGAGAAACACCCGCGGGAGACCGACUGGGAUGAGGCGUGCCUGGGCGACCGGCUGAACGGCAUCCUCCUGCAGCUCAUCUCCUGCCUGCAGUGCCGGCGCUGCCCCCACUACUUCCUGCCCAACCUAGACCUCUUUCAGGGCAAACCCCACUCGGCCCUGGAAAGCGCUGCCAAACAGACCUGGAGGCUAGCCAGAGAAAUCCUCACCAAUCCCAAAAGCCUCGACAAGCUAUAGGGUUAACACGCCCGCGCACAAAAACUCGCCCUCCGUAAACAACAACAGCGCCCAAAAAACUUUCUAUUUAACGCGAACGACGACGGAAAGAGGCGGCGAAAGACACGCGCCCCCGCCACCCCCUCACCCACCUGCAGUUCGGCCUUUAAAAACUUGCCGACGGUUUUCUCGGCGUAAACUCUCACUGCCUUGCACAGAAAAAGGGAAGAGCCUCUCUCCUCUUGUCCUCCAAUGUGAAUUUUUCAAAGGUCACAAAAAGAAGCGAUCGGACUUUUGCAACUUCAAAACGAAACCCGAAAGGUACAUUUUCCAAUCCAUGUAUAGUCCUUUUCUUAUGCUCUCUUGUUUGCCUGAAUGUUGUCACCAAGUGAAAAAAUUAUUUAACUAUAUGUACAAAUCUCCCUUUAAAAAAGUUUUACUGAUGUUAAAUGUAUUUCGGUGCCAAGGUCAGCUUAUGUGCCCCACAACUGACUUGUUGCAAAUAGUAAUAAAAAUAUUACUUUAACUUUACACUGACUUUUUGUGAAUGGUUCUUAAAUUUAGGCAAAUGCAUUCUUUCUGAACCUCGGAAGGAAUAUUUUUUUAAAUAAACAAAACCACGAGAUGAAAGGCUAAACGCAACACCUAG
This is a messenger RNA of Haemorhous mexicanus (house finch), 2751 nucleotides long. It is a transcript of the gene MAB21L2, whose product is annotated as mab-21 like 2. The record is from RefSeq and is a predicted model, not a curated record. Lineage: Eukaryota; Metazoa; Chordata; Aves; Passeriformes; Fringillidae. Bases 1044 to 2123 code for a protein of 359 amino acids. The transcript has a single exon.